Chelmon rostratus (copperband butterflyfish) is the source of this 2028-nucleotide messenger RNA. RefSeq names its product matrix metallopeptidase 21 (gene mmp21). The record is from RefSeq and is a predicted model, not a curated record. The transcript has 7 exons. Bases 1 to 2028 code for a protein of 675 amino acids. Gene Ontology annotation, cellular component: extracellular matrix. Gene Ontology annotation, molecular function: zinc ion binding; metalloendopeptidase activity. Lineage: Eukaryota; Metazoa; Chordata; Actinopteri; Chaetodontiformes; Chaetodontidae. Gene Ontology annotation, biological process: extracellular matrix organization; collagen catabolic process; proteolysis.
AUGCUGACUUUGAUCCAGCUGAUAAUUUCGCUUUUUUUGACGAGCAUUAGCUCAGCUGAUGCGGAGAGACUUUUCCAUAAUCGGGAUCAUUCUGACGUGCAGACCUUCAGCUCUCACCAAGCUGAGGUUAUAACAGACAAAUAUGGAUUCAUUAAGCCAGUGAACUGGGAGGAGAUCCAGUUUGAGGAUUCAGACUCGUCUUUUAGCGAUGACUUCCCGGAUGAUCUGCAGGACAUGAUCCAGGAAGGAAUCUCAGUGCAUCAUUCAAGGGAUGCUCCUCGGGACCACGACAGCCAAGCGUUUAUUUCAGCACUUGAGGAGUUUCAGAGGGUGUCGGGCCUGCCUGUCACAGGUGUGCUUGAUGAGGCCACCAAGGCGGCAAUGAACAAACCGAGGUGUGGAGUCCCUGACAAGGAGACAGACCUGAACGCCCCUGUAGCACCUGAGAACAGUAGUGCCCUGCAUGCUGACACAUUUAAUGAGACCGACAGUAACAACACAGCAAGCAAUAUAAUGAGUGACACUUCUUUUGGUACCGCUAACUCCUUUGAGGAUGAGAUAUUCAAUUCUAAUGACACAGAGAGUGUUCUCACAGGGAUUUCUAAUGACACCAGCAGGAAUUACACAGAAGACUUCUUUGAUCCAAUUUCAAAUAACACUUUUCCAAAUAGCUCACAUGGCACCAGCAUGGACAGUCAGACUGUGAACGACAGCGUGAGCAUCCGUCAGAGCGAGGCAGUGCGACGCAGGAAACGUCACCUGGCCGCUCUCGUGUCCAAAAACAGGCGCAAGAGAGAUCUGAGUGAAACGGGUUACAUGGCUUUUUCUAAGAGGGUGUUGAAAUGGAGGCUGAUAGGAGAAGGCUACAGCAGUCAGCUGUCGAUUGAAGACCAGAGGUACGUCUUCAGGCUGGCCUUCAGGAUGUGGAGCGAGGUGUCUCCGCUGGAGUUUGUGGAGGAUGUUCAUUCCCCGCUGGAGGAUGUUGAUAUCAGGCUGGGCUUUGGCACAGGAAGGCACCUGGGUUGCAACCAGAGGUUUGAUGGCACUGGUCAUGAAUUUGCCCACGCCUGGUUUCUGGGUGAUAUACACUUCGAUGAUGACGAACAUUUCACUGGUCCCAAUGCAGGCACCGGGAUCAGCCUUCUCAAAGUGGCGGUUCAUGAGAUCGGCCAUGUUUUGGGUCUCCCCCACAUCUACAGGCCUGGCUCUAUAAUGCAGCCCAGCUAUCUGCCACAGGAGUCAGGCUUCGAGAUGGACUGGAUGGACAGGAAAGCUGUACAGCACCUCUACGGGGGCUGUAAAGGUCGAUUCAACACAGUAUUUGAUUGGAUCAGAAAGGAGAAGACACCCUACGGGGAGGUGGUCGUCCGCUUUAACACCUAUUUCGUAAGAGACGGCUGGUACUGGCUGUAUGAGAACAGGAACAACCGAACACGCUAUGGAGAUCCAGUCGCGCUGCAGAUUGGCUGGCGUGGCAUUCCCAUGGACGGAGUGGAUGCUUAUGUGCAUGUGUGGUCCAGGAAAAGAGAUGCUGUUUACUUCUUUAAAGGUACGCAGUUCUGGAGGUAUGACAAUGAGAAUGACCAGGUGUUCAGACAGGACCCCGAAGGUCACCGCUAUCCGAGGCUGAUCUCUGAGGGUUUCCCAGGGGUGUUCAGCCCCAUUGACACAGCCUUUUACGACAGGAGGGACUCCUGUAUCUACUUCUUCAAAAACACUCUGGUGUACGCCUUCGACGUGGAAGCCAACAGCUUGGCGAGAGGCUUCCCCAAAAACAUCAGAGAAGUUUUCCCUGCAGUGGAGAGCGGAGACCAUCCAGAUGGCAACAUCGACGCCGCCUACUUCUCCUACACCCACAACGCCGUCUUUCUGCUCAAGGGCACGCGCUUCUGGCAGGUGGUGGGCAGCCGCAAACGCUGGCGCCGGGCCUUUCUGCCGCGGAAUGGCCUGCUGCCACACAAGGAGGUGGAUCAGCAGUGGUUCGACAUCUGCAACGUUCAUCCCACCGCGCUCAGACUAACUCGCUGA